CUUCUCCCGGACGCAGGGCUCGGGCGCCUCCCGCCUCCCGCCGCGGCGCAGCUCCCGGCGGCUCGGGCUCCGGCGCCGGCGCCGGCGCGGCUCAUGCCCCCAAGCGCGGAGCGCGUAAGUGGGCUGGUGGCCGCGGGGAGAUAGGCCCCCGGGGGCGGCGGCGGCGGGACCAUGGCUGGGAGACUCGGGGCGCCGGCUGCCUACGUAGAGGAGUUCUCCUUCGUCAGUCCGCUGGUGAAAUACCUGCUCUUCUUUUUCAACAUGCUCUUCUGGGUCAUUUCCAUGGUGAUGGUGUCCAUAGGAGUCUAUGCGCGGCUGAUGAAGCAUGCAGAAGCAGCCUUGGCCUGCCUGGCAGUGGACCCAGCCAUCCUUCUGAUUGUCGUGGGCGUCCUCAUGUUCUUGCUCACCUUCUGUGGCUGUAUUGGAUCCCUCCGCGAGAACAUCUGCCUCCUGCAGACGUUCUCGAGCUGCCUCACCGUCGUGUUCUUGCUGCAGCUGGCUGCUGGGAUCCUGGGCUUCGUCUUCUCAGACAAGGCGCGAGGGAAGGUGAGUGAGUUCAUCAAUAACGCUAUCGUGCAUUACCGAGACGACCUGGACCUGCAGAACCUCAUUGACUAUGGCCAGAAGGAGUUCAGCUGCUGUGGUGGGAAUUCCUACAAGGACUGGUCCCUGAAUAUGUACUUCAACUGUUCAGAAGACAACCCGAGCCGUGAACGCUGCUCUGUGCCUUACUCCUGUUGCUUGCUUACCCCCAAGCAGGCAGUGAUCAACACCAUGUGUGGCCAAGGAAUGCAGGCCCUUAACUACUUGGAAGCUGGCAAAGUCAUCUACACCAAUGGCUGUAUUGACAAAUUGGUCAACUGGUUACACAGCAACCUCUUCUUACUUGGUGGUGUGGCACUGGGCCUGGCCAUUCCCCAGCUGGUGGGGAUCCUGCUGUCCCAGAUCCUCGUGAAUCAGAUCAAAGAUCAGAUCAAGCUACAGCUCUACAACCAGCAGCACCGGGCUGACCCAUGGUACUGAGAAUCCACCCUCCACCUACGCACUGUGACGACUGG
Molecule: messenger RNA, 1058 nt
Organism: Rhinolophus ferrumequinum (greater horseshoe bat)
Lineage: Eukaryota; Metazoa; Chordata; Mammalia; Chiroptera; Rhinolophidae
Gene: TSPAN33
Product: tetraspanin 33
Exons: 8
Coding region: 172-1023 (283 amino acids)
Cellular component (GO): membrane
Source: RefSeq, a predicted model, not a curated record